CUAUUGGUACUUCUGUAAACAGCCAACCUCGGAGCCUAGGGGAGAGAGAGAGACAGGGAGCAGACAGACAAAGAAGGUUAAGAAACCAGUUUAAAUUAGAUUUAUAUCUGCAAUCGAAGAAGGAACAAACUGAAUGUUUAUCACCAGCAACGAGGAACAUCUCUCCAUCUCUCCCCUGGCUCUCUGAUGCACAACGACACAGCCUGUUCACCAUAUCUUAGUCACCUAGUGCCUCUUUACCUGCUAGAUCCAUUUUCCACUUCUCUAAUGCAAAAACAGGCCUAAACCAGCAAGACAGAAGAACACAAUUAUUCACCAUCAAAUUUAUGCACCACAGCUAAACAAAGGACACAGAGCUAAUUGUAAAAAUAUUCUCAAAUUUGACAUCUCAUCAAUAAGUGUCUCUUUUUUGAUUCAAAUAUUCAGAUUGCACUAAUAAAGGUAUUCAUUAGUGUUCUCAUAUUGCUUUAGAAUUUAGCGCUAUCAAAGUAAAUUAAUCAAAGCGAGCCAUUAGCAUUACUUGUCACCAUUAUGGCCUCCAUCACUCAGACACCUGUUCUUGAUAUCCCAGACAACCACAAAGAGAGCUGGCUUGCGCUACUCUCCGCUGCAGAAACUUAUUGCCAAAAAUCGGGCUGUGACCUGGCCAUCGUUACAGCCUGUAAGAAGUUCCAGCCAUCAGCUGCAGAGGGAGAAGGGAUAAGGCAAAGGGAGAGCAGUAGUGCCUUUCCUCGGAAGUGUGAUUACUCUUACAAUGUGUGGGGUCAAGGGGGUCUUGCUGAAUCCACGCUUCGUUAUUUGGAGGACAUUGCAGUGCUGCACUCAACAAGCGUGCUAACAACCCAAAGGCAUACAUGCCAGGCUAUGGGAGGAGGAACCAAGCUGAUGGUUGACAUACCUUCUGACACUGGACCCAGGGGGAGCUUUACAGUGGAUGGAGGGGAGGGCACUGUCAGUCCCAACACUAGACUGUAUUUGCAAAGCUAUCCGUCAAUCUACAGCUCAGGGGCUGUUACAGGCCAGACAGCUGGGCAAAAUGGUAAUGAAGAGAGGGAUCGGGAGAGGAGUGUGCUAGAAGCGGCUGAAAGAGGGAGACAGAGACCCGGUAUUGUGGAACUGGAGGAGGAGUGUGAGGAUGAGGAAGAGGAGGAGGACAUGGAUGAAAGAAGACGUAACCUGAAUGAAAGUGCUGGUGUGUUCUCUAUGGAUGAAGACUCAUUGUCUCGCGACUGUGAACCGUUCUUUGAAUCUGAUGUGGAAGAGGAGAGUACUGAUGGUUCCCUAAGUGAGGAUGCUCCCCCACCCUCACGUAGCAUGGCUAUGGGUCAGGCGACUUAUUCAUCCCGCCAUCCCCAUCCUAUGGCUCUGGCCCGCUCCUUGCCUGUCUCUGUGCCUGUGUGGGGAUAUAGAGGAAACAGAGCUGCUGAAGGAGACGGCAACAGUGGCGAACGGGUGGGUUGUGCUGAUCUAGAGCAUAUCGCAGCCAGCAUGAAGGCCCUGCUGGCCCCUGGAGCCACAGACGGGACAGAGAUGUUUGGAGCACUGCCCCGCCCACGUCUCAACACGGGCGACUUCUCCCUUAAACAUUGAAGCAUAAGGAAGGAAAGAGAAAAGGGAUAGAGUUGGGAAGAGAGAGAAAUGGUAGCAGUAAGAGAAUAUUGGAAUCGAGCGUGUGAUUUAAAUGUGCGAUGAAAGAGCUUGAUUGGCGGGCAGAAGUGAAGUAAAAGAUUCAAGGAUGUAAAAGUGGUACCUCCAGUUAUUUAUCACUAACCAAAAUUAAUGGCAUCUGCUUUAAGAAAUAAUGCACCAAAAGCAAUGCUGUUACAAACCCUUACCAUUCUCAACACUAUAGCCCUGUACAAGCUACAUACACAUCUUAGAACACUAGUUACCACACACCAUACAGCCAACACUACGUUAGGAUUGGACACUACAACUUUGUUUUGGACAGCCUAAAUAACCCAGUCAGUUAUGUUUGAAUGUGUGGGUUGAAGCCUAAACGGGUGGUGAGUUUUGAUAUGGUCGCAAUUAACGUAAAGCUUCUAAUUUUUUCAAGAUGUGAGUGGGGGACACCUAUGCCUCCUCAGAUGAUGCCUAUUUGUACUUUUACUUUUGCCAAUGAAUGACUGACUGAUAGAAUGAUUGUAAAUCAACACUAUCCAAGGUAUGAACGCCUUUCUGGUUAUGUGCUCCAAAUGUCUUCUGAAUGAAUGAGAAAGUGGAUUGAGUGUAAGAAAUAGUUUGACUUAAACGGAAAUGUGUCCAGCACCUCCGAUGUUUCAAAGCAGAUAUAUGUUCAUUUAAACACUUUUAUGUUUCAAUAAAGGAGGAACGCAAAAGGCUAGAGCUGUGAUUAUU
Molecule: messenger RNA, 2358 nt
Organism: Lampris incognitus (smalleye Pacific opah)
Lineage: Eukaryota; Metazoa; Chordata; Actinopteri; Lampriformes; Lampridae
Gene: akt1s1
Product: AKT1 substrate 1 (proline-rich)
Exons: 6
Coding region: 532-1590 (352 amino acids)
Biological process (GO): neurotrophin TRK receptor signaling pathway; negative regulation of TOR signaling; negative regulation of protein kinase activity
Cellular component (GO): cytoplasm
Source: RefSeq, a predicted model, not a curated record